Messenger RNA from Brachypodium distachyon (stiff brome), 6196 nucleotides. Its product is annotated as callose synthase 5. Gene Ontology annotation, biological process: (1->3)-beta-D-glucan biosynthetic process. The record is from RefSeq and is a predicted model, not a curated record. Lineage: Eukaryota; Viridiplantae; Streptophyta; Magnoliopsida; Poales; Poaceae. The transcript has 42 exons. The coding region runs from base 16 to 5847 and encodes 1943 amino acids. Gene Ontology annotation, cellular component: plasma membrane; 1,3-beta-D-glucan synthase complex. Gene Ontology annotation, molecular function: 1,3-beta-D-glucan synthase activity.
GCGGUGGAGGCGGAGAUGACGACGCCGGCGCGCGGUGGCGGGGACGAGCCAUCGUCGACGGCGUCGGCCUCAGCGAUGAACGACCCCAUCACGCCCACGUCGGCGAUGAACCGGCGGGGGUCGAGGGGCGCCGCGAUGGCCACCUUCUCCAUGGAGGUCUUCGACAACGAGGUGGUGCCCUCCACGCUGAAUAGCAUCGCCCCGAUCCUGCGCGUCGCCGCCGAGAUCGAGUCCGAGCGCCCCCGCGUCGCGUACCUCUGUCGCUUCUAUGCCUUCGAGAAGGCGCACAGGCUGGAUCAGAACUCUGUCGGCCGUGGCGUCCGGCAGUUCAAAACGGCCCUGCUCCAACGCUUGGAGAAGGACAAUAGCCUCAGUCUCGCGAAGCGAUUGAAGAAGAGUGACGCUCGCGAAAUUGAGAGUUUCUACCAACAAUACUAUGAAAACUAUGUCCGCGCCCUCGACAAAGGGGAACAAGCCGACAGGGCUCAACUUGGGAAGGCCUACCAGACGGCCGGAGUUCUCUUCGAGGUGCUCUGCGCCGUCAACAAGACCGAAAAGGUCGAAGAGGUUAACCCGGAGAUUAUUCGCCUGCACAAGGAUGUGCAAGAGAAAAAAGAUAUCUACGCGCCGUUCAAUAUCUUACCUCUUGAUGCCGCCAGUGCAUCCCAGUCCGUCAUGCAGUUGGAGGAGAUCAAAGCAUCAGUCACAGCCCUGCGGAACACACGGGGAUUGACCUGGCCUUCAGCAUUCGAGCCAGAAAGACAGAAGGGGGGUGAUCUUGAUUUGCUGGACUGGUUGAGAGCAAUGUUUGGUUUUCAGAGGGACAGUGUUAGAAAUCAACGGGAGCAUUUGAUUCUCCUCCUUGCUAAUGUGCACGUUAGACUUGAGCCGAAGCCCGAACCACUUAGCAAGCUUGACGAUCGAGCCGUUGACCUGGUGAUGAAUAAGCUCUUUAACAAUUAUAAGAAGUGGUGCAAGUUCUUGUCACGAAAACAUAGUUUGAGAAAUCCUCCAGGUGCACAACUACAGGAAAUUCAGCAACGAAAGAUUUUGUACCUAGGCCUUUAUCUUCUCAUCUGGGGUGAAUCAGCAAAUAUCCGUUUUAUGCCAGAGUGUCUGUGCUACAUUUUUCACAAUAUGGCAUAUGAGUUGCAUGGAUUGCUUGCUGGAAAUGUUAGUAUUGUGACUGGAGAAAAUAUCAGGCCAUCUUAUGGUGGGGAUGAGGAGGCUUUCUUGAAGAAAGUGGUUACACCUAUCUACCGUGUCAUCAGAAAGGAGGCAGGUAAAAGCCAACACGGAAAAACACCACAUUCAGCAUGGUGCAAUUAUGAUGAUCUUAACGAGUACUUCUGGACAUCUGAUUGUUUCUCACUGGGAUGGCCAAUGCGGGAUGAUGGUGAAUUUUUUAAAUCUGUGCAUGAUUCAAGACCUGUAACAGUGGCUGGAAGCUCAUCACAAAAGGGUUCUAGUAAAAGCACAGGCAAGACAAACUUUGUAGAAACAAGAACUUUUUGGCACAUCUUCCGUAGUUUCGACCGGAUGUGGACAUUCUACCUAUUGGCUUUACAGGCAAUGCUGAUUUUUGCUUGGAGUGAUUAUUCAGUGUCUCAAAUCCUUCAGAAGGACCUCUUAUAUUCUCUAUCAAGCAUAUUUUUGACAGCAGCAUUUCUACAGUUCCUCCAAAGUAUUUUAGAUUUCAGUCUGAACUUCCCUGGUCAUCAUAGAUGCAAGUUCAUUGAUGCCAUGAGAAAUAUUCUGAAGAUAAUAGUUAGUGCGGUGUGGGCUGUGAUUCUUCCAUUUUUCUACAUCAGCACUGCAGCUAAAGUCAAUUUACCGCUUAGAGAUCUUCAAAAGUGGUUUGGCUAUGUAAAAGGAGUGCCACCCCUAUAUAUCCUGGCUGUGGCAGUGUACCUGAUACCAAAUAUCAUUAGUGCAGCACUGUUCCUGUUUCCAAUGUUUCGAAGGUGGAUAGAGAACUCGGAUUGGCAUAUUGUUAGACUGCUACUGUGGUGGUCUCAGAAACGAAUUUAUGUUGGACGUGGAAUGCAUGAAAGCCAAAUUGCACUUUUCAAGUAUACAUUAUUUUGGAUUUUGCUGCUAUGCUGCAAACUUUCCUUCAGUUACUUUGUCCAGAUAAAACCUCUGAUAAAGCCAACCAAGGAUAUAAUGAGUGUUCAUAAUAUUCAUUAUGAGUGGCAUGAAUUCUUUCCAAAUGCGUCAUAUAAUAUUGGUGCUAUCCUAUCGCUCUGGUCUCCUGUUCUGUUGGUCUAUUUAAUGGAUACACAGAUAUGGUAUGCCAUGUUCUCUACAAUAUCUGGUGGUAUGUCUGGAGCACUUGGACGACUUGGUGAGAUAAGGACGUUAGGAAUGCUGAGAUCACGCUUCCAUUCUUUGCCUGGAGCCUUCAACACAUUUUUAGUGCCAUCAGAUAAAGGCAGAAACAGGCGCUUUUCACUCUCAAAGCGCUUUGCUGAGGUUUCUCCCAACAAGAGAACUGAAGCUGCCAAGUUUGCUCAGUUAUGGAACGAAGUAAUCUGCAGUUUCCGGGAAGAAGAUUUUAUAAGUGACAAGGAGAUGGACCUAUUGGUGGUUCCAUAUUCGUCAGACCCAAGCCUAAAAUUGAUGCAGUGGCCAUUAUUUUUGCUUGCAAGCAAGAUACCUAUAGCCUUAGACAUGGCAGCACAAUUUAGACCAAGAGACAGUGAUUUAUGGAAGCGUAUAUGUGCAGAUGAGUAUAUGAAAUGCGCUGUACUUGAAUGCUAUGAGUCAUUCAAACUCGUUCUUAAUUUAGUAGUGGUUGGAGAAAAUGAAAAAAGGAUUAUUGGCAUUAUAAUCAAAGAGAUUGAAGCUAACAUUGCAAAGAAUACAUUCCUUGCCAAUUUUCGGAUGAGUGCACUGCCAGUUCUCUGCAAGAAAUUUGUGGAGCUUGUAUCCACCUUGAAAGAAAGAGACUCCUUGAAAUUUGAUAAUGUAGUAUUGUUGCUCCAAGACAUGCUGGAAGUGAUCACAAGAGAUAUGAUGGUCAAUGAGAUCAAAGAGCUAGCUGAAUUUGGACAUGGGAACAAGGACUUAGUUCCACGAAGACAACUUUUUGCAGGCACUGGCACAAAGCCUGCAAUUGUUUUCCCUCCACCAAUUUCAGCCCAAUGGGAGGAACAAAUUAAGCGCCUGUACCUUCUUUUAACUGUGAAAGAAUCAGCAAUGGAUGUGCCUACAAACCUUGAAGCCCGUCGUAGAAUAUCAUUUUUCACCAAUUCACUAUUCAUGGAAAUGCCACGUGCACCCAGAGUACGCAAAAUGCUCUCUUUCAGUGUAAUGACACCAUACUACAGCGAGGAAACUGUAUAUUCAAGGAGCGAUCUUGAUCUGGAGAAUGAGGAUGGUGUAUCAAUUAUAUUCUACCUACAGAAGAUCUUUCCAGAUGAAUGGAAUAAUUUCAUGGAAAGAAUUAAUUGCAAAAGAGAGAGUGAGGUUUGGGGAAAUGAAGAAAAUGUUCUACAACUUCGUCAUUGGGCCUCUCUUAGGGGGCAGACACUUUGUCGAACAGUUAGAGGCAUGAUGUAUUAUAGGAAAGCUUUGAAGCUUCAAGCAUUCCUUGAUAUGGCUUCUGAAUCCGAGAUAUUGGAAGGAUAUAAAGCAGUUGCAGAUCCUGCCGAGGAAGAGAAGAAAAGUCAAAGAUCUUUGUCCUCUCAGCUUGAAGCUAUAGCAGACAUGAAAUUUACAUAUGUUGCAACGUGCCAAAUUUAUGGAAAUCAAAAACAAUCUGGUGAUCGACAUGCAACCGAUAUUUUGAACUUGAUGGUCAAUUAUCCUGGUCUCCGUGUGGCAUAUAUUGAUGAAGUUGAAGAGAGGGAUGGUGACAAGGUGCAGAAGGUCUUCUAUUCUGUAUUAGUAAAAGCUCUUGACAAUCAUGAUCAGGAAAUAUACCGCAUAAAAUUGCCAGGACCAGCGAAAAUAGGUGAAGGGAAACCUGAAAACCAAAAUCAUGCUAUCAUUUUUACCCGAGGCGAAGCUUUGCAAACCAUUGAUAUGAACCAGGACAAUUAUUUGGAGGAAGCUUUGAAAAUGCGAAAUUUGCUGGAAGAAUUCAAUGAAAGCCAUGGUGUCCGUCCGCCGACAAUCCUUGGAGUGCGUGAACACAUAUUCACCGGAAGUGUCUCAUCUCUGGCAUGGUUUAUGUCAAACCAGGAAACAAGUUUUGUGACAAUAGGGCAGAGGGUCCUAGCUAAUCCACUGAAGGUGCGUUUUCACUAUGGACAUCCUGAUGUAUUUGAUAGGAUUUUUCACAUUACGAGAGGUGGUAUUAGCAAGGCUUCCUGUGGUAUAAAUUUAAGCGAAGACAUUUUUGCUGGUUUCAACUCUACACUAAGACGUGGAAAUGUUACCCAUCAUGAGUACAUUCAAGUGGGGAAAGGACGAGACGUUGGGCUUAAUCAAAUUUCCCUCUUUGAGGCCAAAGUGGCGUGUGGUAAUGGAGAGCAAGUACUCAGCAGAGAUAUAUACCGUUUGGGUCAUCGCUUUGACUUCUUCCGGAUGCUCUCGUGUUACUUCACUACUGUCGGUUUUUAUGUCAGCUCAAUGAUGGUUGUCAUAAUAGUUUACGUUUUCUUGUAUGGAAGACUCUAUUUAGCGUUAAGCGGACUUGAGUUUGCAAUUAUGAAGCAAGCACGGAUGAGAGGUAACCGUGCUCUUCAGGCAGCUAUGGGGUCCCAAUCUAUUGUGCAGCUAGGUCUUUUGAUGGCCUUGCCUAUGUUUAUGGAGAUUGGACUAGAAAGGGGUUUUAGAAGCGCCCUGGGGGAUUUCAUCAUCAUGCAGCUUCAGCUUUGUUCAGUUUUCUUCACAUUUUCACUCGGGACAAAAUCACAUUAUUUUGGUCGCACAAUCCUCCAUGGUGGUGCAAAAUAUAGAGCGACUGGUAGAGGCUUUGUUGUUCGUCAUGUGAAGUUUGCUGAGAAUUACAGAAUGUACAGCAGAAGCCAUUUUGUGAAAGGGCUUGAGCUCUUGUUACUACUAGUAGUUUAUCAGAUCUAUGGUGAUGUGGCUACGGAUUCGAUUGCCUAUAUUCUUCUGACAUCAUCAAUGUGGUUCUUGGUAAUCACUUGGCUAUUUGCUCCAUUCCUCUUCAACCCAUCAGGAUUUGAGUGGCAGAAAGUAGUGGAUGACUGGGACGACUGGAACAAGUGGAUUAGCAGUCGUGGUGGGAUUGGUGUGCCUGCUAAUAAAGCUUGGGAGUCCUGGUGGGAAGAGGAGCAGGAACAUUUGCUCUCAACAGGCCUAGUCGGGCGCAUAUGUGAAAUCAUAUUGUCUUUCCGAUUCUUCAUGUUUCAGUAUGGUAUCAUGUACCAUCUGAAUAUCUCUAAUGGAAACAAAAGCAUAUCAGUUUACGGUCUGUCUUGGCUAGUAAUUGUAGCAGUAGUGUUGGUCCUCAAGGUGGUAUCUAUGGGAAGAAAGAAAUUUAGUGCAGAUUUCCAGCUUAUGUUCCGGCUCCUUAAACUGUUCUUGUUCAUUGGAUCUGUUGGAACUCUGGCCAUUCUUUUCACCCUUUUACAUCUUACAGUUGGUGACAUAUUCGCCAGCUUCCUUGCCUUUGCACCCACAGGAUGGGCCAUUCUGCAGAUAUCAAUGGCAAGCAAGCCGGUUGUGAAGGCUUUUGGGCUGUGGGGAUCAGUCAAGGCGCUCUCGAGGGGGUACGAGUACCUAAUGGGGAUCGUUAUCUUUGUUCCUGUCGCGGUGCUUGCAUGGUUCCCCUUCGUCUCGGAGUUCCAGACGAGAUUGCUAUUCAACCAGGCAUUCUCCCGAGGCCUCCAAAUCUCUCGCAUCUUGGCUGGCGGGAAGAAGCAGAACUGAGGUGAGUCUAGGAGGUGGUGUUUCAUCAGAUUAAAUACAGCGUAGGGCGAGGCAGAAAUUAGCUCCAGUUCGUCGUACUGUACAUGGGUGUUGGGUCGUUGCACAUGUGUGUUAUGGAGGGGCAUCAUACGGCUGCUGACAUGCUGACGCUUUCACAAGUUUUCUUGCUUUUUGUACACACAGGGCCAUUUUUCUUAGGCAUUUUCCAUGUAUAUCUCAUGAAUACACACUUACAUCUGUUACCAGAUCGUAAGUUUCUUGUAUAUAUGCCCCCAACCAGUGCAACAGAACAUUUCAGUCCAUUUAGAUACAAAGUUGAAAUUGAUUUAUCUGCACAAAGUUCUUUGUU